This is a messenger RNA of Nematostella vectensis (starlet sea anemone), 1678 nucleotides long. RefSeq names its product alpha-L-fucosidase. The transcript is spliced from 8 exons. The coding region runs from base 96 to 1508 and encodes 470 amino acids. Gene Ontology annotation, molecular function: alpha-L-fucosidase activity. Lineage: Eukaryota; Metazoa; Cnidaria; Anthozoa; Actiniaria; Edwardsiidae. The record is from RefSeq and is a predicted model, not a curated record. Gene Ontology annotation, biological process: glycoside catabolic process; fucose metabolic process. Gene Ontology annotation, cellular component: lysosome.
GUACCACAGGUGACUCACAGCAAGGGUUAUCAAAAGAUAGUAUCCAUUUGUUUUGUUGUUUACAGUAUUCUUUCUUUUUCGCAAAAAGGUUUGCAAUGGCGAGAAAUCUAUCGCCCACUUUCCUAGCUGUUAUCUUGAUCUGUUUUCUAUUUAUUAUUUCAUCUUCCGUUGCCGAAAAAAUCGAUAGAAAGCUACCAUCAACUCACUACAAUCCAACUUGGAACUCUUUGGACAAACGACCUAUUCCUGCUUGGUACGAUAAGGCGAAGUUUGGAAUAUUUAUGCAUUGGGGAGUGUUUUCUGUGCCUUCGUUUGGAUCUGAGUGGUUUUGGAAGUUUUGGCACGACAAAGACAAACCAUAUGUCGAUUUUGUGAACAAUAACUACCCGCCAAGAUGGAGUUAUGCCGACUUUGCCCCGCAGUUGACUGCAGAGUUUUUCGAUGCGAAUGAAUGGGCAGAUCUGCUUUCUAAGUCGGGAGCAAAGUAUUUUGUGUUCACGAGUAAGCACCACGAAGGCUGGACUAACUGGCCAUCCAAACAAGCCUGGAACUGGAACUCUGUUGAAAAUGGCCCUCAUAGAGAUAUAGUUGGUGAGCUUUCAAAAGCUGUCCGCAACAAGACAAACGUCUCGUUUGGUCUCUACUUCUCUCUGUUUGAGUUCUAUCACCCUUAUUAUCUUGAAGACUUGAAGAACAACUACACUACACACAAAUAUGUUGAUGAAGUAAUGUUGCCACAGAUGUAUGAUCUGAUUAACACAUAUGAGCCCUCGUAUCUAUGGACUGACGGUGACUGGGUGGCCCCCAAUGAGUACUUUAGAAGCAGGGAAUUCUUGGCCUGGCUUUAUAAUGACAGCCCUGUUAAAGAUUAUGUUGUUGUGAAUGACCGCUGGGGAGCUAACACCAGAAACCAUCAUGCGGGUGUUUACACAGGAAGUGAUAAAUACAACCCAGGGGUUCUGCAGAAACACAAGUUUGAAGAUGCCACUACUGUUGACAAACGUUCAUGGGGCUACCGCAGAGAGAUGAAGCUGUCUGAUGUACAGACAAUAGAUGAGCUGUUGGAACUCAUGGUCACUGUGGUCAGCUGUGGAGGCAACUUUCUCCUUAAUAUCGGCCCCACCAAAGAAGGAACCAUCCCUACCAUAUUUGAAGAGCGUCUUCUCCAGAUCGGCGCUUGGCUUAACGUGAAUGGCGAAGCCAUCUACGAUACGGUACCCUGGAGAGUUCAAAACGACACCGCUAACGUCCCCCUCUGGUACACCAGAAACCCCGACACGAAUGUGGUGUACGCCAUAGCUCUAGAAUGGCCCACUGAUCCGUACCUGGAGCUCGCCUCACCCAUCACCACGGACGCUACCAUUGUCACUCUACUCGGCAACCAGGGGAAGUUUGUAUGGGAGAGUGAGUCGUACCAGCCAGGGGUGAUCAUCAACUUACCGUACAUACCAGCCUCGGCUUUGCCAUGCCAGUGGGCGUGGGUAUUCAAGCUGGAAAGUGUCAUGUGAUGAGUAGAUCGUGAUAGACAGUGAAAACCCGAGUAUAAGAACCAAGGGUGUUUCUCAAGCCAGCCUCCACCCAGAGGAGCCCAAGCUCCGUAUUUGUGCCUAUUGAUCUGACGGUAAACAUUUUUACGAAACACACAAAAAAAUGAAAAAUAAAAAUGUAUUUGCUAAAA